Messenger RNA from Anopheles gambiae (African malaria mosquito), 14149 nucleotides. RefSeq lists its product as uncharacterized. The transcript is spliced from 13 exons. The coding region runs from base 1921 to 5799 and encodes 1292 amino acids. The record is from RefSeq and is a predicted model, not a curated record. Gene Ontology annotation, biological process: intracellular signal transduction; G protein-coupled receptor signaling pathway; regulation of G protein-coupled receptor signaling pathway. NCBI's taxonomy places the organism in Eukaryota, Metazoa, Arthropoda, Insecta, Diptera, Culicidae.
CACACUCACACAUGCACACAAGCGCGGGUUGGUGAAACGUUUUUAUAGUUUGUCUUCCAGCUCCAGUCAUAGCAAGACUUCCUCUGCGAUGAGUUUACAUAACCCGCUCUAGGGCUACCAUACCAGCGCUAAACGGCCACUAGUCAGUGACGACAGCCCAGAGAUCAAGCACGAGUCAAGAUCAGACCAACCGAACCACUGAAUUGUGAAUUGAUAGUGUUCAAGCACCCAAGAUUGUGACGGUGGAUGGAGUAGAGAGGACGGGCGGCGACAUGCAACACGCUUGAUUCAGUCGAUACAUGAGGGGGUGACAUCGAGAUGGGCCAGGGGCUCGAACCGUCAACUGCAGAUCUCUUUCUGUUCUCCCGGUCGCAGCCCCCCCAGCUUCCGUCUCGUACCGAUUUCUUCGAGCGAUCGAAGAAGCAAGCGCAUACUAGGGACAACAGUAUAGGCAGCAGCAGCAGCAGCGAGCGAGGAAGCGGCAACGGAACGAGCAGCGACGACGUACGGUUUGCGCUGACCAGCAGCAGCACAGACACACUAGCAGCUGCCCAUCACGCACGGUGGCAACGGUGGCCCGCACUAUCACAUCACCACCAUCACCACCACUACUACUACUAUUACUACCACUACUACAGCUACUUGCCGCAGUACAUCGGUGCGAUUGGCGCACGCGGUGGAUGCCGUACGUUUGACGUACUCUUCAAACAUUCAUGAGUUUUCAACUAACGCACGCAACAAUGGAGUUUGGCUAGGAAAGGAACGUCGUCAGUGAUCUGCGCUUCAGGUGAAACAAAUCUCGUACCAAGAGAGACAGAGAGCGAAAGAGCGCGAGAGAGCGAGCGAAGGCAAAUGUAGUUGACACAUCAAACACACACAUACACACAGAUCCACACUGACGCACGUGUGGCCGAACUCCAGUAACACAGCAACAACAACAGCAGCAGCAGCAGCAGCAAAAAGAAACAAUACUAAAAGCAACAACCGAAAGCGACUACUACUGCAGACACCUAUACACAACCUUCUGGGAAGCAGAGCAGCUAAACCAGGCAACAACCGUCACACACAUAUACACAAACACAUACCGUCUGGAGGCGCUUCCGAAACCAUAUCCACAAUCCAAUACGGGUAUUGUUCCCCAUUCAUCCGUUUUGCUUUUGUCAACCACGCAUCACCACGCUCGACGUGCGGACACUGCCGGUCAAGCGGUAAAGUGUAGGUGUGUGUAAGGAAAGCAUCGGCGCUAGGACAGAGAAAGCGAGAACGAGCGUACAGCACGACGCCUAGUAUUACGGCAGCGCACCGGCCGUGUCUGCUUGCGAGUAUCAUCAAGCACACUCAAUCGCCUAACCUUAGCACCAGUAGAUGAACCGUGCGCCAUGGUUGCGUCCACCCAGUGAGCGCAAUCGCAUCGCAACUCUCCAAUAACAACAAUAUCUGUAAGACUCUGUUACAAUACCGCCAGUACCUUUGCUACUACUACUACUACUAUUACUAGUACUACUCCUACUACUGCUAGUAUUUCAACUACUACUACUGUGCUAUCGUCUACACUCUUUUACCCUGUCUGUGGUUAAGACAUCCACCGUACAUUAGUAGAUAGUUUGGUCCACCGUUGGACUCAAGGCCCCCAAUCGACCGUGUCUGCAGGAUCUGGGAAUCUGGGCGAUAAACCUCCUACCUAUCCGAUUCAGUAAAUCGGGAGCCAAUCAAUAGCAGUACUAUCCACAAAAAAAAAAACACCAACAAUCAAUAGCCUGUCCCUCAGCAGCCUCGAUACCCGAUAAUCACGACUACCAGCUAGGACGACUCUCAAGCUAGGGAGUUUUUCCCCUCAAACCAAACUUUUGAUACUAACGCAAGGUGCUCAGACUCUAACGGCAUCGGAUCCACAAAAACCCGCCCCUCUCAGCGAACCAAAUGGCCAUGGAUCCGCCCGACGUAGUGCUGUCGCCGGAGCGCGAGAGCAGCCUGGUAGCGACCGCUGGCAGCAGCAGUGGUGGUGGUGGCAGCAAGUCGACUACGGCCGCUCUGCUCCAGCUACAGCACCGGGCAGCCCAUCCACAGACCCCACCGGCUGCGUUUCAUCUGACCGGCGGCGGUGUAGGCGAGCCGGCACUGCAUCAGCAGCGCUCGGCACUGCUGGUGCAGCAGUCCUCUACCACUACGACGCCACCAGGCAGUAGUGGUGGUGGCUCUGCUGCUGCUACUGCCGGAGUCACGCAGCUAACAGGCAUUGCCGUGCCGACGGCACUGCUAGCCUCGGCCGGUCAGCUGCAAUCGGUGGCCGGUGGAUCGAACAGCUCGGCGGUCGCCACCCCUUCCGGUCUGACGACGACGGGGUCGAGCGGUACGCAGCCAGCGCCUCCGAUCGAGCGACUCUCCCGACCGAUGGCGUUCGAUAAGAUGGAAUCACUAGUCCGCGAGAUGCAAGACUCGGAGAACGGUGUGCCAGUGCGCAGCCAGAAGCUAUUCCUGACCUCCAUACCAUCGGCUUUCAUGGGAUACGACCUGAUUGAGUGGCUGAUGGAACGGCUAAGCAUCGAAGAGUCGGAGGCACUGAACAUUAGCAACCAGCUGUGCCAGCACGGUUACUUCUUUCCCGUCUCCGACUCGAAGACGCUGAUGGUGAAGGACGAUUCCUCGCUGUACCGCUUCCAGACGCCGUACUACUGGCCCUGGCAGCAGAAGGCGCCCGAUCAGAUCGAGUACGCCAUCUACCUGGCCAAGCGGUCGCUCCGCAACAAGCAGCGGCACGGGCUGGAGGACUACGAGACCGAGGCGCUCGCCAGCCUGCACAAAAACCUGAAGGGCAAGUGGGACUUCAUACUGAUGCAGGCGGAGGAGCAGGUGCGGCUGGCGAAGGACCGCAAGAAGGGCGACAAGAUCGUGGGCGACUCGCAGGAGCGCGCCUACUGGCGGGUGCAUCGGCCGCCGCCCGGCCAGUUCACGCCACUCGAGCCAUGCCCGAUACCGUCACGCGACCGGCAGGGCAAGCCGCGCAAGCGCACGGUCGAGGACUGGCAGCGGGAGGUCGACAUACUGAAGGCGUCGCUCGGGCGGAACCGGGUGAAGAUGUCACAGGCGUGCGAAAGCCUGGUCGUCUACUACGAAACGUUCAGCGAGUACGACCCGAUGAUGCAGCCGCCGCUGCCGUCGAACCCGUGGGUGACAGAGGACGUCAGCUUCUGGCAGCUGAACCACCCGGUGGUUGAGGUGCCGACCGAGAAGCGCGUCAAGCGCUGGGGCAUCUCUAUCGAGGAGGUCGUGUCGGACCCGACCGGGCUGCAGGAGUUCACGCACUACCUGAAGAAGGAGUACUCGCACGAGAACAUACGCUUCUGGAUGGCGGUGAACGAUCUGCGCCGCUCCUCGCACUCGCAGAUAUCGCGCAAGGUGAAGGAGAUCUACGAAGAAUUUCUCGAACCAGGCGCACCCUGCGAGAUCAACAUCGACGGUAAAACGAUGGAGAAAGUUCAGCUCGGGUUGAAGAAUCCGUCCCGGUUUGCGUUCGAUGCAGCGGCCGAGCACAUCUACACACUACUGCUGAAGAAGGACUGCUACCCGCGGUUCGUGCGCUCGGAGCACUACAAGAACCUGAUGGCGAACGCGAUCCAGCCGUCGCUCAAAAAGCGCUUCUUCGGCUUCGGCGGCGGUGCCAAGAAGAAGGGUUCAACCUCGACCGCGCCCAACCCAUCAAUGCUUACCCAGCCAUCCACCGGACAGUCUGGGUCGGGCAACGUGAACAGCCUGUCCAAGCGACGUGGCAGCGACCGCAGCCUGUCGGGAUCGGCCCACGAGCUGGCGAUCUCGGGCGUGAAGGACUGUUCCAAAGUGCCACAUUCUCAUAGCCAAAGCAAUCUGAGUGACAUUCCGUACAGCGUAUCGAUCUACCGUGGUGAUAUGCCGUCCGGUAUAUACGAGGGUGUAUCGUCAUCUUCCAGCAGUACACCCGUGCGAGGCAACGUACGAGUGACGGUUGGAAAGCAACAAGAGAUGAACAAAAAUCUCGGAACGACACUCGAGGUAACGCUGGAAGGGGCCGUGUCUGGUGCGUGUGCCGUCUGCCCCUGGGACACGCCCGUGAUCGAAAAGCCGGCCGCAGAGUCGGCCGUCUCGGUCUCGGUGUGCCCGUGGGACAGUGCCGACGCCAAGCUGCCCACCAAGACGGACAGCACCAACAGCAGCAAGUCGAAGCAGCACGGCGACCAUCAUCCGCCGCACAGCACGGCCGAGAUCAGCGAGGUGUCGGAGCGGAUGAAGCGCUCGUGCGGUUUGCGCCAGAACACGCUCGACGGUGACUUUCACAGCACCAAGCGGUUGGCACCGGUUGUGACCGAGCAGCGACGGGCUUCCAUGACGAUGGCGCCGAGGCUGUCCGAUCUGCAGUUCUGUAUGCGCGCGAACUCGACCGGCAGUGGGGCGACGCCGCCCGACAGUACCGCCUGCCUGGCGAACCUGCCGUCCCAGCAGCAGCAGUACCUGCAGCACCAGUCGUCGGUGCGCAUUUCGCAGGGUUCGCUCUCGACGAGCUUCGAGGAGAAGGAGGAGGGAGGCUCGGGCACGGUGUUCUACCAGCAGGAUGGAACGUCCGGCGCCCCUACUCCAAUCGGCGAGGAGCGCGCUGGACAGGCCGGCACGGUGGCGGAGGACGUAGCGCAGCAGGACCGUGGUCCGGGCGACAAUCCGGAUGCGGCUGAAGGGGCGGCUGGGGCACGCGACGCGACGCCCCAAGCGCAGCCAGAGGCGGACGAGCCACCAGUACUGCCCGCCGCUACGUCCACUGAGCCGCUCGGUGCGGCUACUGAACAGGUCGGCACGCAGCAGCAGCCGUACGGCGGCGUACCGGCGGCUGCGGUGUGCCCCACGUCGAACCCCACCACCACCACAAACACCACGAUCACCACCACCACCACUACUAUCUGCACCUCGUCGGCCGGUGCGGGCCGGGCGAUGGCGAGGGAGGCAAACAGUCAGCGUCCGACGAACGUGGACACUGCACCGGAAUCAACCACAGGCACCCCUAGGAUAAGUGUAAUCUAUGCAAACACACCCGACGACGACGACGAGCCGGCGGAGGAGUACGAGUUGGCAGUGGGCAGCGAGCCGGAGGCGACAGUGCGGGAGGCAAGCGUCCAGCACGGCAGCCCAGCGGCUGAGCCGGCGGCCGCCAGCGUCGCGACGCAAACGGUGGACGUGCUGCUGCUGCAGGGUGUCGACGCCGCCCAGGACCUGUCGCCGCUCACCGAGGCGGAGGAUGGCUUCUACGGGGAGGCACUGCGGCGGCAGCACCACCAGCACCAGCAGCACCACCCGUCCGAGUACGACAUCAUGAUGGACGGUGGUGAGAGCGGGCUGCUGCCCGGGUGUGUGGCGCCGGCCCCUACGCCCGCACCCUCCAUCGCGCCGCUGGCCGAGGUCGAGCUGGACCCGCCCGACGACGAGCCGGACGAGGAGGAGCAGGAGGACGGCGGGGGGCAGGAGGAGGGGACCGGGCGGCUCGACGGGGAGCCCACGGGAGCGGCCCAGGAGCCACCGGGUGCGGCGACGCUAGGGGCACCACCACAACAACCACCGUCCAGCUCCGGAGCGGGAGGCGCGGACGAGCUGGCGAGGCGCCGCAAGCGCCGCGAGCGCAGGGACCGUCCCCCCGAGCCGGGCACGUUGCGGGCGCAGAAGAGCGAGGAGGAGAACAGCGAACGGAAGGGCGAUGCCGUCUGCCCGUGGGAUGACGAGAGCGAAUCAGCGGCGGAUGAUGCACCGUACGUGAAGACCUACUCCACGCUAGGCUACCUGUAGGGUGGUUUCGGUGGAGCUAGAACCAUCCUACAGGUGGUAGAAGCGGCCGGGUACGCAAUUGCGAUAUGGUGGAACGAACGGCAUGGUGCGGAAUCAGGAGCCAAACGCAUCCAAGCGAAGCCAGCCGCCGUUUGAUACAGCAUCGUUCAGUACAGUGGCCGUGUACCGUUUGCAGCACAGAGUUGGACUUCGUACUCCUUCGGUGUCGGUGUCGGUGUCGAUGCAUUACCUACACCCAUUCGAUGUGGUUUAGUUCUCGCUUGAUUGAGUGUCUAAAAACUCCACUGUUGGUCGUAAUCAUUUCUGCUCACUGUACAAAGGCGUUGACUUUACUUUAAAUUGUUGCCUUCAGUUUUGCCACAAUUCCAAUUGGUGUAUUGUUGUUUUUUCAUCUCUUGUGAUUAUUUCUGGAACCAGAACUCCUUGUGUGUGUUUGUCCCUAUCUCGUUGAGUAUGCUAGCGUAACGAUCCACCUGCCUGCGCGAAACGCAGCGCUUACGUCCCAUAACGCACGGCACACCGGCAUAUCGAUUCCCCGGUCGGCCAAAUCGAGCAGCCGGACUCCCCGGGCCCAGGCCGACUAAGAGAUUCCAGUGGCCCAGUCGGCGUGUAUGUUGCCGCGCGGGUGCAACCGCAAACCGAUCAGCUUCGUACCGACGGGAUGAUUUCGCACGUUCACCGGGCUGCUGAACAGGUCCUACCCGACUGACGUUACGCGAUACUACCAUCGCUCGCGAAACAUCGGUCGGACACGUGAUGAGCCUCCGUGUGCUACCGAAUGUCGGAGUGGGCCAACCAACUGUCAGAUGCUGCCCGGUGGCUGUGGUGAUACAGCAACAUCCAUCCCUCCCCUUCCUAAGAAGUCGAUCGAUACUCGAAGCUGAUCCGGAGCCUUUGCCAAGCAUCCCGUGCCGCCGCCUCGCCGUUGAAACCAUGCAAGGUUCCUCCGACAGGUAGCCAUACACGCUGCCAGUGCCACCUUUACGAGUGAAUCUUGGAGCCUCCGUGGCGAUUAGCCGCGGCAGGUUUGGGCCCGGCCGCGAUUCUGCUUUCGAUUUGUGGAGCGGGAAGCAUUUGUGUUCUUCUUUUCAAACUGGGUUGAAAGGGUGGGGGAAUGCAGAUAGUAGCAACAAGAACAACAAUAACAACAAACCCGUGUUUGAAAGCACCUUUUGGCAUUAUACUAGCAGCAGCACUCUUACAAGCAGUAAUAUCAGUCUUCCGAUUUGAGAGUGAUGAUCGCACACGCGCACACGUUUGCGGCGUCGGCGCACCAAUGGAUGUGAUGCAAGUGCUGCCAGAGAUCUCAGGUUUUAGACCGGUUGCGGUGCAAUAAUUUCGAAUAUAUCUCAAAAUGUACACAUAGUACACAGCUACCAACGUACGUUCGAAACACAUCAUACUCAUACGUACGCAUCUAGUAGUAAUUAGUGGAAGGGAGAUGGAGCUGACAACAAUGUAAACAUUUAAAGCAACAGCAAACAACAUAAUUAGGACAUCCGUUGAUAUCAUGCGGAGUAUAUUACUCAUAGUAGUCAGGUUAGUAAUUUGCUGCAGUGGAGCUCCGUAGCUCCACCAGCGCAGUAGUAGUGGGUACCGGGUAGCGUUAAUUGAUUGUGCUACAGGGCCAGCUCAGUGCACGUGUUGGCUUAAUAUUUAGCUACUAGUGUGCGAACGGGGCCAUGGACCCGUCUUAGUCUGUAGUAACCAAAAAAAGAGGAAAAACAAAGAAAAAUAGCGUUUUAAACUCAAAUCACUCAAGUCUAGAGCUAACAAACAUUGCUGUACCGUUUGGUUGUGUACGUGAGAACGCCUUGGUUGAACUCUUCGGUUUGCGUUACUGCAACAAACACUCAGCCAAGCACUCAGCGUGCAAUUGAGUGCGUUAGAUCGCUCGAGUUGGGGGUCAGAAGCGUUACUCAGAAGCGUUAUACACCCCCAACUACCACCGGCUUUAGUUGCUGAUCUGUUUUUGCUUUAUUUUUUCAACACUGCGGACCAUUUGCCAGAUCCGCCAGAACAGAAGUAGUAGAUUGAUUUCGUGCGCACAACGCUGGUAGACGUUGUAGAUAGUACACAGUUUUGCGUUUGUAGCGUGCUUGCCUUCCAUGUGUUUGCGAAUGACUUUUGGGUUUGGAAACCAUCGUAACACCCUGCCCGGGUGCUACAGUGUUCACACGCAAUAUAGGGUAUAGGAGUAAAGCCUCAACCCCCCCCCCCUUCCCCUCACACCACUACAUUAUUCUCUCCCUCAACUUUAGGCUAACUAACUAAUCAGCUCACCGACUAUUCACUCCCAUCUUGCUACGCCUGUUAAGCAACUCAAAUUUGCUUCAUUCAGUAUCCGCACUCAACCAACUAUCUUGAAAUAGAGCAGGCAAUUGACAUUUCGCAAUACAUAUACAUAUAAAUAUACAGUAGAUGUGUAACGAUUAUGCCCAUAUACGCUGCUUACAGCAUAACAUGAGAAGCAAAAGCAAACACCGAUAACCCAAAAGCAAAAACUUAACAACUCAAUAUGCCUCUAGCAACAGCACUACAGAACGGAGCGGACGAACAGUCCUGAAUGCAAUACCGGCACGACCCGAAACCACGGCAACAGCGCUGUGUUUUACCAGCCGGAUGAAACGUAUCUCAAGUAUUAUUAACACUUUGCUAAGCUUAGGACUCGUCAACACUAGCGCUCGCAAACUAGUAAACUUGGCGGUAGUGCAAGGACAAGCGUGUGAGAUGCUUUAGUAUAGAUACAUAAGUAAAGUAAACAUAACACCUAGUGGACACAAUUUAGGAGGUAAGCGAUGGAGCGAGAGAGAGAGAGAGAGAGAGAGAGAGAGAGAGAGGAUGGUAGAUGGGGAGGUUAGUGCGUGUGAUGCUAGCGUAAUGGGUGUGCGCAUAUGGGGACAGCUGGAAACCGAACCGAGCGGGUCGAUUGACCCGAGAGAUUGAAGACGGAACCGGUAUCGUGUGCUUCCCGGCAGGGGGCGUUCGAGGCGUUCGCCCCGCUCAGGAAGGCAGUGGCGAAGUUCACUAGCAGGCUUGGAGCUUUGAUUUAUCGUUCAAAGGGAAGCGCUGCCGUACGUUUAGUACCCAGCGUGGUAGUAUAAACUCGUUUAGUUGUUAUUUUUAGUUAUUAUUUCGAUUGCCUUUGUACAGUGUUGCAGUGGUAGUGAGCAAACUCUCACCAACGUGCUUGCGAUACAAAUUUCUUCUACUUAAAAAUAGCACUCAGUUACUUACACGAAACUCAUCUUACGUCCUAUGCGUUACUACUAACACAACGAUUGGUGCGGGUCGAAUGUAUGACAGCGGUGCUUAGUAUACACCGGACACUACUGUCGACGCUGCUGUCAGCUGCUUUGCGAUCACGAUGCAAACAUGAUCUCUGUGCCACCUUGCCACAUAUCUGUACCGUCAAUGCCGCGGAGCUGGUCGAGCCGAGGACAAGGUCUGACAGUGCCGGCUCAUCUUCGCUGCCUGAAGGAACUGGGAUGAAACAGCAUGCAAUAAUCGUAACCGAGUGAUGGAGUGAGCAGGCAGAAUGCAAGGACCUUAGCUGGGGUGACGGGUAAUAACAAAGUAGCGAGAAAUAAAUGGAGAGAAAGAGUAUGUGUGUAUGUGAGUGAAUAGAGGAUCCAUUUUCCCCAAAACAAUAGAAGACAAACAGAUGUCUGAACAAAUUUCAUGUAUGAUCCAUGUGAAUGGUUGUUGUUUUACAAAUAUAAAAGGCAGGAAUAGAUGAAACAAAAACACACACAACAAACACUACACUAGAAAAGCUAUUUUCUAUUUACUCUAAUAACAAAUCACAAAGAGAAAGAGAGAGAAAAAUAAAGAAAGAAAGAGCGAGAGAGAGUGAGAGAGAGAGAGAGAGAGAGAGAGAGAAUAUAGUACCGUAUAAACUAACAAAUCAAGCGCAAAAAAUUGUCAUAACUCUAUGAAAUAAAAACAAAACAAAACAAAGAAAGGAAAGAGGUCACGAAAAAUAACAAACUGGUACACUUUAGUACAGAAACGAAACAUGCAAAAGAGAAGAGAAAGCGAAAGAAAGAUAGAAAGAUAGAAAGAGAGAAAGGAAAAGCACAAAAUCGAACAAAGAUUGCAGUGAACGCAGUAAAACAAGCUCAAAAAACAAAAGUAAAAGGAAGAUAAACGCAAGCAAAACAAGAACAAAAAACCCCAUGAUUGUGACACAGUCGUACAACCGUGUGUGUUUGUAUGUAUGUGUGAGUGUCUGUAUAUGUAUGUGUAGUAUUUAGCUGUUUUUUUUGCGAGGCGGCACUAGAUAGUGUAAAGCGGGAUAGACUCAUAACCCAACAGCAAGUGGCUCUGCUUGGCCAACAUCAGUCCAAUUUUGGGAUGCCUGUUAAUCAAUCAGUAACGGUAGCUGCACGAGGUAGUACAUUUGUUCUUGUGCGAAGUUUGGGCAGAUGUAUUGCGUGCGAUGAGAUUAGGAAGGAAGGAAGGAAAGAAAGAAAGAAAAAAAAACACGGAUCAGCGCAAAAAGCGUUCAAACUAUCCAGCCAUGAUUUGCUACGUUCCAUUGUGAUAUACUUUCUUGUUUGCUUUGAUGAGCAUUUGUUGCACUGGUUUUUAGUUUGUAUCUCUUUUACCCUUCUGUACUUCACAUCUUCAAAGUUUCCAGUUGCAUGGAAAAGUAAUUCAUGCUAAAAGUUUAAUCCAGCAUUAAAUUCAUCUUCUAUAAACAAAAGUUUAGCAAAAUUGAGUGAUAGCAACAUUAGUAAACACUGGGUACCACAGAAAAAAAAACUGCACGAUAACGAGUGAGAUCACAACGCAAAAAAAAACAAAACAUGGAAAAGAGAUAAAACAUAGCAAAGGAUAAAGCUUUAGAACAAGCUGCAGGCAAACAGAUGGGCCAAAGGCGCAUACGUAACAUCCAGCUGUCCGUUCGCUAACAUGGCAAACCGAAUUAACCCCAUAUUGGAUAAAAGUUGAAUUAGUAAGAUAAUAAAAUAACGGCAGCGAUGGCGCGGAAAAGAAAGAGAGAAAGAAAGAAAGAAUAAGAGAAUCCAAGUGUGAGAGAGAGAGAGAGAGAGAGAGAGAGAGAUAGAGUGCGAAACAGUAAGCAAAACAUCUAGUGCGAGAAAGGUAAAAAGGGAAAUGGUAAUUUAAAAUAACGAAGUAUGUAAAAAAAUGCCACCGGUUAGAGUGUAAUUUGACUUACAGGGUUUCCCACGAUUUAUUGGUUGGUUCCCACGAUUUAUUGGUGCGUUCCCACGAUUUUUUGGUCAUUUCCCAUAAUUUUUUGGUAGCAACCCACGAUUUAUUGGUCGGUUCCCAAAUAUUAUUGGUCGGUUCCCAAAUAUUAUUGGUCGUUUCCCAAAUAUUAUUGGUCGGUUCCCAAAUAUAAUAUAAUAUAAUACCGACCAAUAAUAUUUGGGAAACGACCAAUAAUAUUUGGGAACCGACCAAUAAUAUUUGGGAACCGACCAAUAAAUCGUGGGUUGCUACCAAAAAAUUAUGGGAAAUGACCAAAAAAUCGUGGGAACGCACCAAUAAAUCGUGGGAACCAACCAAUAAAUCGUGGGAAACCCUGUAUUAAUACUGGAUAGCAUACUCAGCAAAACCCCUAUUUAAAAAAAAACACACACACUCACACACAUGAGGAACUGCACUUCCAAAACAGCCCGAAACACCUUAUAUUUACAGUAAAUUUUCUGCACGAAAAGCGCAGGACAAGAGAGGGCGGAGUUUGGUUUUUGUUUACUUAGUAUUUUGGUCGAGCAAAUUGCGUUACGUACGAUCCGGACACAGGGACAGGACGCGAAACGGUGAAAAUGGAGGAAAAAGCAGAACAAGCACAAAACAUUAAAAAAAUAAAAACCCCCUGCUAGUUGAUAGCAGUAAACGAGCCUAAUUUAGUGACAAGGAAAUUUGUGACAGUGAAAGCUUCUUGCAGCGCAUUAGAAGCUGGAAGUAAGAGACGGUGGACGUCUUUAAAAAAAAACAAGAGGGGUAAAAGGUGAAGUAGUACAAUGAGUAAUAAAAUCUACCAGGAAAAGUAAAGACUCACGAAUGCACGAAGGAAGGUAAGAGAAUUUGAGAGAGCUAUAGGGCGAGAGACAGAAAAGGAGAAGUAGAGCAAUGGAUAGGAAGAAAGUAGGAGAGACUAAAGGAAGAGAGCAUGCGAUAGAUGGUGCAAAAUGAAACGGACACGAAAGAGAGCGCAGGCUAGAUCGUUUAGAGAAAUUGGUGAGUUUAUUAAAAUUGUUACAAAAAAAAAUUCCAAAUCUAAGUGUUACAACAAAAAAAAAAAGAGAAGAAACAUAGCUGCAUUGUGCGUUUUAGCGAUACAAAUUUGGGCGAUAAAAUUAGGAUUAUAGCAUUAGGCCUUUGAUUUGUUUUUAAGUCCAACAUAUUGAUUUGCGUAUCCGGGUGUUGAUAAUGGCAUGAACUUAAUAGAGCAAACCAAGCGAACAAAAAAAAAAAACAAAAAAAAGGCAAACAAGUUAUCUAACGCCACUUGUGCACACCAAACUACUAAGAGGUGCAAGAGAACGGUAUAAGAGUGAUAGUAUUAAAGAGGAAAUCAAGUAGAGUGCAAAAAGGUGGUAGGAAAUAUAACAAAAAAAAAAGACAAAAAGUAUAUAUAUGAAGAAAAAACACACACACACACUCACACAAACAAAUGGAAAGCUUUGGCGGGAGAAGCAGCUUGAACGCCACUGUUCAAAUCAAACGCUACAUACUCGAACAAUUCCCACUUUGCAAUCGGCCAUGCAUAGGGAGAGCGGAUGUCCGGAGCGGAGUUUAGACCGGUGGGAGUUCGUUUCUUGGGUUGCCACUUCUCUGUAGUACAGUAUGUACUGUACGCGAGGAACUUUUUAGCGCAAAUGCUUGACAUGAAGGUGUUAUUGUCAAACUCGAGAUAAAUAUUGAAAUUCCUCGCUACCCCUUGUUUCGAAUGCUCUGGUUCACUGGUAAAGUAGACCAAAGCUUUACUCGCAGUACUAAAAUGUAGCAACAAUCAAAAGGAAGUAAACGGUAGUGGUGCAAAUACCGUCAUCUAUAAUACACAAAUUGGGUAUCCUUGCUCAAAGAUGGCACACCGUACUGUUGGUGGAUUUGAGCAAACACUUACAAGUACUAACUACAAAGCAAACUUUCACAAUGAUAUUUGUGCUCCGCUUACGUCUGUCCCAUUGAGCACCGGUUGAUAAGUACACCGUUUAGCCUGCAUGUCUGCGUAUGUGUGUGUGUUGGUGUUUACUAGCGUGCAGCAUACCAGUGAUGUAUCGCAUGUGGUAGACGGUUUACACUAAGCGCGCAGAGUUAAAAAAUCCACAAAUUUGGCUACUAAGCGUAACGCAUCCAAGGCCCGCUCGCUCUCUCUCUCUCUCUCUCUCGCUCUCGCGCAUGACAUCGUUGUAACGCUGAGAAAUCAAAACGCAAAAAAAAGAAAUAUUUAAAAAAAGUAACACAGCCACACUCAUCCACAUGAAACUAUACAUCCUUAACUACAUGCCGCGCAGUCCAUUUAUCCUUGCAUUGGAUUGAUGUGAAAUUCAAAAUUAUCAAAACAAAUACAAAAACCAAAAAAAAAAAAAAAAACAACAAACUCUUAAACCGCUGUGAAUGUUAUGAAUAUUUAAAAGAUAUAAAAUUGAUAUGAAUCGAAACGAAGAACAAUUGUGUGUGUGUGUGUGUUUGAGAAUGGGAGGAUAUAAGCGGCAGAGACAGGGACAGCGAGAUAGAGAGAUUAGAUGAAAGAUGGAGUGACAAGGUGAGAGAGAGAGAGAGAAGGAGAUAGAGAGAGAUAAAGCGAAAAAAAAAGAAACAGAUACCGAAGAGAGGAGAGGGCGUUAGUGUGCAAGUAACACUGUAAGAGAGGGUGAGAAUGUGUGGGAAAGAAUAGGAGUAGGAAUAAGCGAGUAAGUGCAGGUGACAGCUGGUUUAAGUAGUGCAGACAUUGCAUUGCAUCUUGACGUCUGGCGAAGAGUGUAUGAAUGUUUGGAAAGAAUGCACAGAAAGAGAGAGAGAGAGAGAGAGAGAGAGAGAGAGAGAGAGAGAGAGAGAGAGAGAGAGAGAGAGAGAGAGAGAGAACAGAAACAUCAAGAAUCGAAUAGAAAUAAAGAUGAGAGAGAAAGAGAGAGAGAGAUAGACAGUGAGAGAGAUAGAGAAGAACAAAUACAGAAAUGGUUGUUAAGCAGGUCUCACACACGAUCCGAAGACUUGUUAAGGGUUGGCUGUAAACGGUAGGCACAGUGUGGUUAAGCCGUGCAGAGAUUUCAACGUACAAAAGCCCGAUACUUGGAAAGGAAACAGAUGAAACAUUACUAUAUCAUUAUGUUGUAGAGAGAAUCAAAUAAAACUACAAUAAAACUAUAAA